Molecule: messenger RNA, 1679 nt
Organism: Phycomyces blakesleeanus NRRL 1555(-)
Lineage: Eukaryota; Fungi; Mucoromycota; Mucoromycetes; Mucorales; Phycomycetaceae
Product: carbohydrate esterase family 4 protein
Exons: 2
Coding region: 142-1326 (394 amino acids)
Biological process (GO): carbohydrate metabolic process
Cellular component (GO): membrane
Molecular function (GO): chitin deacetylase activity
Source: RefSeq, a predicted model, not a curated record
CUAUCCUUCAUAUCUCUAUCCUCCUCCUUUUCCCUUUUUUUUUUCUCUCUCUCUUCUUUUUCUUCUUUCGUCACCACCCUCACAACACCUUUUUUUUUGUUUCUUAGCAUUAGCUUCAUCAUAAUCUAUCCUAAAAGAAAAAUGCUCCCUAAGCUCUUUGUUCUCGCUGCCGUCGCUCUCUCAUUCGCCAAUGCUCAAUCCACCUUUACAUUCAAAGAGACCUAUCCUGCAGUAGGAUCUAUUCCCACUGCUAAACCAGAGUGGCUCGCAUUGCUCAACGGUGUAACCAUUACAAAGGCUCCUGUUUAUGAUGUCUCUGCUGGACUUGGCCCCCAGCCUCAGGAACAGGGUGAUCCUUACUGCGACUGGACAUUCACCGGCUGCCUUGGUCCCGAUGAUAUUUCUUUCUGCCCAAAGGGUCAGUGGGGUAUUACAUACGACGACGGACCAUCUGAAUUCAGUCCUGCUCUUUACGACGAACUUGACAAGACCGGCACCAAGGCUACGUUCUUCAUGGUCGGUGGCCAGGUCAACAAGUACCCUCAGCAUGUCUUGCGUGCCUACAAGGCCGGCCACGACAUUGCCAUGCACACCUGGUCCCACAGCUACAUGACCAGUCUGACCAACGAGCAGAUCGUAGCCGAGCUCAAGUGGAACGAGCAGGUCAUCAAGGAAGUCAUCGGUGUCUCGCCAAAGUAUUUCAGACCUCCCUAUGGCGACAUCGACAACCGUGUCCGUGACAUCGCAAAGGCUCUUGGCUUUACUGCCGUCAUCUGGAACUUUGACACCAAUGACUGGGCUGCCGAAGGAAAUGCCAACUUUAAGGUCGAGACAAUUGAUGCCGAGGUUGCCAAGUGGGCCGCAGCUGCCCCAACAUCUGCUGUCGGUGGUGUGUCUCUUGAGCACGAUCUGUACGAAAGCACAGUCAACAUUGCUCUCCGUGUCUUGCCUGUCCUCCAGAAAGCUUAUGACGUUACCAGCGUUGGCCAGUGCAGCAGCGUCUCAUUUUACAAGGAAGGAUCUGGCGCGGUAACCAACACUACUGCCCCUGUUGCAAACUCCACUGUUUCUGGCGCAGUUGCCUCUGGAUCUGCUGCUGCUGCCGUCUCUGCUGCUCACCCAUCAAGCGUCCCUGUAUCGGCUGCCCAUGCUAACCCUACCGUUGCUGCUGGUGCUGCUGGCUCUGCCGGUGUUGUUUCCAAGGAUGACCUAGUCAACGCUGCUUCUGCCAGUGGUUCUACUACCCAUGACUCUGGAGCUUCUUCCACUACCAUUAGUGCCUUUGGCCUUGUUUUGACAGGUCUUGCUGCCUACUUUAUGGCAUAGAUUUAGGUCCUAAAUAAGAUGAAAGAAAGAAAGAAAAACAUACCGACACACAAAACACAUACAUACACACACACAUAGGGAGGAUAGACAAUUAAUUCACCAACCAUAUAUAUAUAUAUAAAAAAGGAACCCUCAAAAGUGUGUUGUAUAUUAUAUUAUAUGUUUUCUUCUUCUUCUUCUUUAAAUAUUUUCUGUAUUGUAUUCUCUUUUAACCAAUAUAAAUAUAAAUAUCUAUGUAUACCUGUACCAGUACAUCUUUUCUACUUGUUUAAUUGUUUGUUUAUUACUAUUGCUAUUAAAGCUAUUAAAGCUAUUAAGAAAUAAAGUCAAAUAAGACAAGAAUUGAUAUUAUU